This is a messenger RNA of Heterocephalus glaber (naked mole-rat), 1920 nucleotides long. RefSeq names its product leucine rich repeat, Ig-like and transmembrane domains 1 (gene Lrit1). NCBI's taxonomy places the organism in Eukaryota, Metazoa, Chordata, Mammalia, Rodentia, Bathyergidae. Gene Ontology annotation, molecular function: protein binding. The record is from RefSeq and is a predicted model, not a curated record. Gene Ontology annotation, cellular component: endoplasmic reticulum membrane.
UGCCAGGCCAGAGAGGAGCCAGGAGUCAUGUGGGCGGCCGUGGGCCUGCUCUGGGUCCUGGCCCUUGGGGGGCCCCACCAGGCCUGGUGCUCCUGCCCCUCUCAGUGCAGCUGCAGCCUCCACAUCCUGAGUGACGGCAGCAAGGCCAGGACGGUGGUGUGCAGCUACUCCGACAUGACCCUGCCGCCUGCCUCCCUCCCCACGGACACGUGCAGGCUGCGCCUGGAGCGCACAGCCAUGCGCAGGGUGACAGCCGAGGCCUUCCGGUCGCUGGGCCGCCUGGAGCAGCUCUGGCUGCCCUACAACGCGCUGGGAGAGCUCAGCGCGCUCAUGCUGCGAGGCCUGCGGCGCCUGCGCGAGCUGCGGCUGCCGGGGAACCGCCUGAUAGCCUUCCCCUGGGCUGCGCUCAGGGACGCCCCCGAGUUGCGGCUGCUGGACCUGCAGGCCAACCGCCUGGCUGCCGUGCCUCCUGAGGCUGCGCGCUUCCUGGGCAAUCUCACCUUCCUGGACCUCUCCAGCAACCAGCUGAUGAGGCUUCCGCAGGAGCUGCUGCUCACCUGGGCGCACCUGAAGACCAGACCUUUCCUGCCUAGCCUCCACGCCAGGCUGGUCCUAGGGCUUCAGGACAACCCCUGGGCAUGUGACUGCCGGCUCUAUGAGCUGGUCCAUCUCCUGGAUGGCUGGGCCCCAAACUUGGUCUUCAUUGAGACCAGACUGAGGUGUGCCAGCCCACGUAACCUGGCCGGAGUGGCCUUCAGCCAGCUGGAGCUGAGGAAGUGCCAAGGUCCCCAGCUCCGUCCAGGGGCGACCAGCAUCAGGUCCCCUUUGGGUAGCUCUGUAUUGCUACACUGUGGAGCCACUGGGGUCCCUGGGCCCGAGAUGAGCUGGAGAAGAGCCAGUGGGCGCCCACUCAAUGGCACAGUGCACCAGGAAAUCUCCAGUGAUGGCUCAAGCUGGACUCUCCUGGACCUGCCCACCGUGUCUCAUUUUGAUUCCGGAGACUACGUCUGCCAGGCCAAGAACUUCCUGGGGGCCUCAGAGACUAUCAUCUCCCUGAUUGUCACUGAGCCCCAGACUCCUACAGAAGACAGUAGGAGCUCAGGGGCGCGGUGGACAAGGACAGGCGACAGGGCAGAGGCUGCUGUUUACAACAACAAGCUGGUGGCCAGGCACGUGCCCCAUGUGCCUGAGCCUGCCGUGCUGGCUGCCAGGCCCUCUGUGCCCAGCGUGAAGGAGGAGCUGGCCCUCCAGUACUUCCAGAUGGGCGAGCUGGGGGCGCUGUCGGAGGGGAAGGAGGCGCGCAUGGUGAGGUCGCUCAAGGUGGUGGGGGACACCUACAACAGUGUGUCCCUGGUGUGGAAGGCCCCCCAGGCUGGGAACACAACGGCCUUCAACGUCCUCUACACUGUCUUCGGGCAGCGAGACAUGCGGCGGGUGACAGUGCAGCCGGGCAUGACCACCGUCACCAUCGAGGGGCUGGCGCCCAAGACCAAGUACGUCGCGUGCGUGUGCACGCGGGGCCAGGUGCCGCGCAAGGAGCAGUGCGUCAUCUUCUCCACUGACCAGAUAGCGGAUGCCCAGGGCACCCAGAGGCUCAUCAACAUAGUGGUGAUCAGCGUGGCGGCCACCAUCGCCCUGCCGCCCACGCUGUCUGUGUGCUGCGGGGCGCUCCGCAGGCGCUGUCGCAAGUGUCUCACGAGAGGCUCUGGCGAGGCAACGGACGCCUACGUGCACCUGGAGAGGCUGGCUCACAGUGAGGACUGCUCGGAGGAGCUGUCCAGGCAAAGCCUCAGUGGAGAGGCCGACAGGCUCCUCUCUGCGCGCUCCAGUCUGGACUCGAAGGCGGGCAGACGCAUCAAUGAGUACUUCUGCUGAGGGCCACCCAGUCACUCCCCCCUGGACACUUGUACUCACACCUCC